Messenger RNA from Candidula unifasciata, 1581 nucleotides. NCBI's taxonomy places the organism in Eukaryota, Metazoa, Mollusca, Gastropoda, Stylommatophora, Geomitridae. The record is from the annotation of a GenBank genome assembly.
AUGAGGGACAGCUGCACAGAACUGAAUGAUCUUGUAGAAGACAAAGAGGUAGCAGCUAGAGCAGUGGCGUUUGUUGUGAACAGCACCAGGAAAGGGAUAGUGCCAUUGUGUGCGGACAUCGCAAACUUGCUCAGGGCCAAAAGAAGCUUGGAGAAGAAAGUGUACUUACUGAGACGGGAAGUGGAGGCCCUACGAUCAUCAACAUCAGUCAGCAUUCGGACAAGCAACUCCACCAGCCCCACCCUGCCACUUACUGACAAACCCCAGGUUGCAGAUGUCACAUGUUUGCAGGAGAGAUCCCGUCCGUGUUCAAGAUGCAGUCAGUGCUCCAGCACUGUUAGUAAUUCUCCAAAAUUAGAGAGCACUUACAGUUUUAAGAGUUAUCUGCCCUCACCAUCUGUGAGCCGCGAUGCUUUGAGGAGAACAUCCCCAAGACUGGCUCGUCAGAUUCCCAGACCACCAGUCAACGGAACUCUGCAACAUUGCAGUGCUCAGACAUCCCCAGAGAUGAACACACCACGGAGUGCAUAUACCAGCAGGCAAGGCUUGGAGCAUGCCACAUCUGCAGGGAGGAAGAACUCGCUGCCAGAGAUAACUGGCCAGCCAGAUGUAGAGGUCCAGAAAGUGAGUCCUAAGAUCUCCAAGGAAACACAGUGCCGCUUGCUGCUGCCAGGGAACACCCCGCUGGAGGAUCAGUUUAUUGAAACUUUGCGCAUAAAUGCAAAACUUGCUGAGGACCUGGGGUCAGCUAGGAAAGAAAACGAAGUUUUAAAAUGCCGUCUGAAGGAAUUGGAGAUGAACCAGUUGGCCAAGGAAUGUGCACAAGAGCACUAUCGACAAGACUCCAACCACACAGAGUCAGCUUCAACGGUUUCAAGGGUUGAUUCUUCCCAUAAGUCCAGCAAUGUACUAAAUGUACUGUUUUGUUACAUCAGACCUAGAGUGCCCUCCCCUCAGGGAAGCCAUUUUUAUGCUGAGCCACUGUAUGGAUGUAAGUGUACAGCCUGUGAGGAAGCUAUGGGGGGAGAGAUCCAUGCUGCUCUCAGUACAAGUCUCAAUGAGGAUCUCCAGAAGUUUCCUGUUAACUCCAAGGUUAUGGUACAACUUGGUGACCAUGUUGUGGUCAAGGGAGACAAAACUGGCAGAAUUCGCUAUAUUGGUCAUCUGGACAAGAUUGGAAAGCCCAACCUGCUGUUUGUUGGCCUGGAACUUGAUGCUCCAGUUGGCAACCAUGAUGGCUUCUUCAACAACAAACGUUACUACUUCUGCCAGAAGGAUCAUGGGCUGUUUGUGGCACUUCAUGACAUCAUUUGCAAAGUGUGUUCAAAGACUACUAACGGUCCAGGAGACGGCACUGAAGACUCAAUAUCUACAAUGGCAAAUGAGUUUCUGUCAAGUGUAAUGAUGACUUCCAAAAAGACAGAUGAUUUCAUAGCUCUGGUGGGACUGACCUCUAAGUCGAGCAAUAACAGAGCAAGUUACACCCAGGAACAGUGUAGCUUGGAUCAUAAAGUCAUACUGACCCGUGACUCUGAUGCCCUCAAAAGCGAACAGAUAUCUUGUGCUGAGGACCUUGUAUGA